AUGUCACAUUCGAAAUACAACAAGCUCUUGGCAGAAGCCAUGUUGGAGUUGAGUCGUCUCCUAACUAAAGAACUACCUGCUAAGCCGCCUUCCCCACAGAAAGACCGAGUUGUGUUUGUCCAGCAGGUGGCCACACUUUAUGUGCGUUACAUCCAGAUAUUCAGGAAACUGGAGACGAUCUAUGACCAGAUGAUCCAGCCUCAGAAGAGACGAGCUGUUCGGGGAAUUCUUGACAGUGUCAUAGGCAGGGUCCUGGAGCUGAAGAAUGAAUUGGUAGAAAAGGAGUUUUCAGAGUACCAUUAUGUGAAUGAUAUCCUUCUGUCGCUGAAACUCACACAUGAAAAACUUGAGAUCCCCAUCCCUCACUACUUUCUCAGUGAGUGCAGUAAAGUAGUCCAAGAAAGGAAGGGGAUGCUGACGGAUCUCUUUAAAAUGAUGGAAGUUACUGAAAGCCUUGGUUCACUGACGACUGAGGAAAUGAGUCAAGAGGAGGCCAUUAAAAUAAUCCAAAUAGAAGAGAGGGCUCGACAAGGGCGUCUGAGGGCAAAGUUAACUGAAGAAAGCUUAAGGCUCAACAGAAGAAAUGCUGAAACACUUGACCAAAACUCAGCCGCCAUCUGUAUUCAGAAGGUGUGGAAGGGCUACGUUCAGAGGAAGAAGUCAAAAAUUGCACAACGUGAAGAGAUGAUUUGUCUGGGAAUGGUUAUGGAUCCAAAAUAUGAUGGGCCUUCCCCUGCACAGAUUGAAGCCGAAGCCAUUGAUGCUCACAACUCAAUCAAACAAAAAGAGGUUGAGGAAUCAUACCAAAAAUCUUUAGAAGUUGUUAAAAACCAACUACAUGAAAAGGAAGGUUAUGACAUAAGAAAGACCCUGAAAAGCCAGAUUCGGGAAUGGUUCUUCGAAUGUCGUAAUGCUACAGGGGUGUUCCCAGAUUACCCAGAUGAAGAGGAUGGAGGCUCAGCCCUCAUCUUUAUGGAAAAGAGUCCUUUGCAGUUAAUGAAGGAAAUGGAUGAAGCAAAAAAUGGGGCCUCUAACACCAAAUCGAAUGGGAAAGAAGAAACAAAGGAGAACGAGAAGGCCAAAAAAAAGGGGUCUAUAAUAGUGAGGGAAGAAGAUGAGGAGGCAGGGUUGAAGAUGCUGCCGUCUGCGUUCCUGUCAGAGUUGGAAGCGAGAUACAAAAGUUACAUGGAUGUUUGGGGAACCCGAGAUGUUUCUGGAUGCUUCCAUGAGGAAUUUGAUGUGGAGCUUAUGAAGGAAGAAUUGAGAAAAGUUGUUGAAGCAGAACUUCGAGUACAGGUAGAUGAGGAGAUGCGACAGGAGCUGGCUGAGCUGAAGCUGUCUGUGGAUAAAAACAUGCGUGUCAAAACAAAAGCAGAUGCCAAGAAGAAGAAGGUGAGUGGGAAGUCUAAAAGUGGGAAGAAGAAGGAAAAAGAAAAAGACCUGACAGCUGAUAGGACCCUUGAGUCUCUGUGUCAGGAGCUGGUAGAACAGGGCUUAUUAAAACAGGCAAAUAAUGUGAAGAUGAAGGAUUAUCUGGGUGACUACAAUUACCUCGGGAGCACACUUAGGCUCAAUGACAUCGAACCCAUGCCGUCAUUAUUAGAUGUGCGACAAGUCUUAUCUUUAUAUGCAGUCUUGCCAUUAGGCUCUCAAGAGGUGCAUGAGAAGGCUCCUUUGAUAAAGGCCAUACUACUGGUAGGGCCGUCAGGUGUAGGAAAAAAGAUGCUGGUCCAUGCGAUUUGCCAGGAUGCAGGGGCCAACCUGUUUGAUUUGUCCCCCCUAAACAUAGCAGGAAAGUAUCCAGGCAAGAAUGGGCUUGAGAUGAUGCUUCACAUGGUGUUGAAGGUUGCAAGACUUCUGCAGCCAUCAGUAAUAUGGAUUAAUAAUGCAGAGAAAAUAUUCUACAAAAAGAUUCCCAUUGAAGACAAAGAGCUGGACCUUAAGCAGCUGAAAAAAGAGCUGCCCGAGUUGCUGAAACUGAUCAAAGGAGAAGAUCGUGUCCUUGUAAUAGGAACAACUGAGAACCCACAGAGUGCUGAUACUGACUCUUUGUGUAAAAUGUACACCAAAAUCAUCCUCAUCCCAAGACCUGACUACGGCUCAAGAUACAUUUUGUGGAAGAAACUGAUCAAACAAAGAGGAGGUGCUGACACGUCUCCUUUGUUCAGCGUUCUUGCAAAGGUUUCCGAUGGCUACACUUCAGGUCGCAUCGUCCAGACUAUCAAUCGUGUGGUUACCAAACGGCGUAUCCAGCAGCAGGCCAGAAAACCACUGAGCGCUUCAGAGUUUAUACCCAUACUGGCCCAAAUGGACCCCGUGUUUAAGGAGGAGGAGGAGGCACUAAAAAACUGGUAUGCCAUGACACCUCUGGGACAGAAGAGAAUCAAAGCUGCCACCGGAAAGGGAACAAAAGCACCGCCACCUAAAGGCAAAGUUGCAAAGAAGAAGAAGAAAAAAUAA
Molecule: messenger RNA, 2460 nt
Organism: Nematolebias whitei (Rio pearlfish)
Lineage: Eukaryota; Metazoa; Chordata; Actinopteri; Cyprinodontiformes; Rivulidae
Exons: 19
Coding region: 1-2460 (819 amino acids)
Molecular function (GO): ATP hydrolysis activity; ATP binding; protein binding
Source: RefSeq, a predicted model, not a curated record